This is a messenger RNA of Salvia splendens (bonfire salvia), 1553 nucleotides long. RefSeq names its product cytochrome P450 CYP72A219. The record is from RefSeq and is a predicted model, not a curated record. Bases 1 to 1551 code for a protein of 516 amino acids. Gene Ontology annotation, molecular function: heme binding; oxidoreductase activity, acting on paired donors, with incorporation or reduction of molecular oxygen; monooxygenase activity. Lineage: Eukaryota; Viridiplantae; Streptophyta; Magnoliopsida; Lamiales; Lamiaceae. The transcript has 4 exons.
AUGGAAGUCCAUUUCCAAAUACUCAUAACUUGUUUCAUCUUGAUUGUCUUGGCACACACAUGGAAGCUACUAAACUCGAUGUAUUUGAAGCCGAAACGUCUAGAAAAACUCCUAAGAAGGCAAGGUUUCAAAGGAAACCCUUAUAGAUUUCCCUAUGGAGACUUGAAAGAAUAUGGACAAGCCCUUCAACAACUCAUGUCCAAACCCCUCAGUUUGGAUGAUGAUAUAAAGCCAAGAGCCAUGACUUUUGCCUUCAACACCAUGGAAAAGUAUGGGAAUGAGUCAUUCUUCUGGCAAGGGCCAAAGCCUUCGGUGAUCAUCACAGACAUCGCCCUAAUAAAGGAGGUGACGUUGAAGCACAGCGUGUUCUCAAAGCCGACGACGCCAAAUCCGCUCACCAGCUUGUUCGCGCCGGGGGUGGUGACACUGGAGAAGGACAAAUGGGCUAAGCAUAGGAAAAUCAUCAAUCCGGCUUUCCACAUUGAGAAAUUGAAGCUGAUGGUGCCUGCCUUCAACUUGAGCUGCGAGGAUGUUCUGUCCGAAAUCGAGAACAAAAUGUCGCCGGAAGGAGUUUGCGACGUCGACUUCUGGCCAUAUCUCGAAAAUAUAACCAGCGACGCCAUUUCAAGAACUGCAUUCGGAAGCAGCUACGAAGAAGGUCGGAGAAUCUUCGAGUUACAAAAGGAACAAGCCGACCAUGUUCUUGCCGCCCUGCGUACAAUAUAUUUCCCGGGAUCACGGUUUCUUCCAACCAAAAGGAACAACAGAAUGAAGGAGAUCGAAAGCCAAGUCCGUCCCAUCGUCCGUGCCCUCAUCGACAGGAGGGUGAACGCCAUCAAAGCCGGAGAAGCCAUCAACCCGGACUUGCUCGGGAUGCUGCUCGAGUCCAACUUCCAAGAAAUCGAACAGCAUGGACACAAGAGCUUCGGAAUGACCAUCGAUGAGAUCAUCGAAGAAUGCAAAGUUUUCUACUUCGCGGGGCAGGAGACCACCUCGACGUUGCUUUCGUGGACAAUGGUUCUGUUGAGCAAGCAUCAAGAAUGGCAGAAGAGAGCCAGAGACGAAAUCUACAAUGUCUUUGGCAAAGAGAAGCCAAAUUAUGAGGGAUUGAGCCAGCUGAAGACGGUGUCGAUGAUACUAUUCGAGGUGUUGCGGUUUUAUCCACCGGUGGUGGCUCUGCUCCGGCACGUUACAGAGGAGAUCAAGCUGGGGAAAUACACGUUGCCUAAAGAUAUCGGUCUUAACAUUCCGGUGCUGUGGUUGCAUCACAGCCGCGAGUUUUGGGGGGAUGACGCGAUGGAGUUCAACCCGGAGAGGUUUAGGGAUGGGGUGGCGAAGGCGGUGAAGGGCUCCGGCAUGUUCUGCCCCUUCGGCUGGGGGCCGAGGAUAUGCCUUGGGCAGAACUUCGCGAUGGUGGAGGCGAAGGCAGUGCUGUCGAUGAUCUUGCAGCGGUUCACCAUCGAGCUGUCGUCCUCAUACACGCACGCCCCUCGGCUCAUCUUCACGUUGCAGCCUCAGCACGGCCUGCACUUGACUCUGCGCCGUAUCUAGAU